Messenger RNA from Punica granatum (pomegranate), 4318 nucleotides. Lineage: Eukaryota; Viridiplantae; Streptophyta; Magnoliopsida; Myrtales; Lythraceae. The record is from RefSeq and is a predicted model, not a curated record.
GAGAACUUGGAAGCCAUCGAGAUCAUCACCACCAUCGCCAACACCACCACCAUCACCAUCUUGAUCACCAAGAGCCUCUCUCUCUCUCUCUCUCUCUGGGUUUUUCUGCAAGUUGACAAAGCAGCGGGCAUACCAAUGUCCGAGAACAGGCGCUGAGUUGUUGGGGGGUGUGUGGGGUCCAGUCAAGACAUUGGAAGGGAGAGAGAGAAUCUUCCAUCUCACCCAACAGCCAGCCAUAGGAAUCAUAACAACGGACAGAUGAUUACAAUGGCAAAAGUAGAACAGGUCUUUUCUUUUCUGAUGGAGGGGAUAUCACAGCAGAGAAAGGGGACGAGGACAACACCCUCCUAUGCUUUUUGCUGCUACUAGACAGUGUCUGACCACGACAACAACACCAGAUCUCGUCUAAUCUCCCCUUUUACCAUUCCCAGCUUCUCAUCCUCACCCACAGCUUCCCGGGGCACUUUGGGAAAACCCAAAAAAGAAGUGCAAGGGAAGAAGAAUAAGGUACCAUUUCUGAGUACAGAAUCUUCCGGAAUCUUUUCCCAGCUCAGCUUCUCUGCUCUGUGUCUGUGUCUCUGUUUUGUGGGGCUCUUUGGGUCUUCAGGGUGGUUUGAUGUAUUCCAUGUCUGCCAAGGGGGAAUGUUGAAUUAGAUGAAAAGGGGCAGUUGACUGAUCUUAUCAUCUUGUGGGGAAUCUGCAUAAAGUGUGUUUCCACAUCUUGUUCUCUUCUUUUUCUUCCCCUUUUGGUGAUUUUGGGUGUCGAUUGUUGUCCCACUUUUCUGGUGUCAAAGGGCUCUUCUUUGUGCUGCCUGAUUUGAUUGAUCUUCAAGAGUUGACUCGACAAAAGAUUUGGAUAAUGCAGUAGAAAGCUGCAGUAUCUUCUUGUUCACUAGAAUUUUGCAUUUUCCUAGAUUCUGAAGUUCGAGCUAUCUUCGCCGUCGUCGGGGCAGGCAGAAUAUUAGGACGGCAGAAGUUCUGUUCUGUCGGCUCUGAGGUUAAUUUGUCUCGAAGUCAGAAUCCGUCGAUAUUUCCAAUGGAAUAGUGCAUUGUUCUUGACAAGGGGAGACAUGGAAGAUAUUGUUUUUUCGCCAAGCACUGUACUUGGAACUGCUUCGGGCUCAAUCAUGGACAUAGAUUUAAUGGAUGAACUGUUGCUUGACGGUUGCUGGUUGGAAACAAUGUGUGGAUCUGAAUUCCUUCAGCCGAGUCACGUCUGCGACCCUUUGUUCAUGUGGGCUACUCCCGAGGUUAGCACAGUCGAAGCUAAAGGGCAGGAGCUGGGGCAGGGCCCAUUAGUUCCCGAAGACGUUCAGGUCGUUGGCCAAAACGCGAUUGGCGCCCCUGCACUGGUUCCUAGUCACUUGGGGAAUCUGACAAGUGAUGGUUCUGACCUCAGGAGGACAUGGUGGAUUGGACCAAGAGUGAAUUCAGGCGGUCCUGCGACUUCCGUCAUGGACAGGCUAAUUAAGGCGCUCGGUUACAUCCAAGAUUUCACGAAAGAUAAAGAUGUGCUGAUACAACUGUGGGUCCCUGUAAACAGAGGCGGGAAACAGGUUUUAACGACCAGUGAACAGCCCUUCUCGCUCAAUUCUAGCAGCGGGAGGCUCUUGAGUUACAGGGAUGUAUCAGUGCACUACGAGUUCUCAGCUGAGAAGGACUCCAAGGAAAUGGUGGGUAUGCCCGGCCGGGUGUUCCUGGGGAAGGUUCCCGAGUGGACCCCCGAUGUUCGGUUCUUCAGGAGCGAUGAGUAUGCUCGAGUGGAUCAUGCUCAGCAGUUCGAUGUUCGUGGGACCCUCGCCCUCCCUGUUUUUGAACAAAGUAGUAGGACCUGUUUGGGUGUUAUCGAGAUCGUGAUGACCACUCAGAAGAUCAAAUACCGCCCAGAGAUUGAAAGCGUUUGCAAAGCACUAGAGGCAGUUGAUCUCAGAAGUUCUGGAAUUUUCAGCAACCGGAACAUAGAGUAUGCCCCGAAGUCGUAUGAAGCUGCAUUGCCAGAGAUUCUUGAGGUCCUAAGAUCUGCCUGCAAGACUCAUGGGCUGCCCUUAUCUCAGACGUGGAUACCGUGCACCCAACAGGGUAAAGCGGGCUGCAGGCACUCUGAUGAAAACUUCGCUCUUUGCGUCUCCCCAGUGGACACUGCCUGCCAUGUGGCAGAUUCUCGUGUCCAGGGAUUCCACGAGGCGUGCUCCGAGCAUCAUCUCUUAAUGGGUCAGGGAGUCGCUGGGAAAGCUUUUUUAACAAACCAGCCUUGCUUUUCACCUGAUGUGACCUCAUUCGGGAAGACAGAUUACCCACUUUCUCACCAUGCGAGGAUGUUUGGUCUGUGUGGCGCCGUUGCAAUAAGGUUUAGGAGCAUCCAGACAGGGACAGCAGACUAUGUUCUGGAGUUCUUCCUCCCCAGGGACUGCAAGGAACUUGAGGAUCAGAGGACGAUGCUCACUUCGUUAUCAGUCAUUAUUCAGCAGAUCUGUAGGAACUUACGGGUUGUUACGGAUGAGGAGCUGAGGGACGAAGUGACUCCAUCGUCUUUCUAUCGCCCCAUGGCAGACCAUUUGGAGAGUGAGCCCACUCAUCGUGAAGAGACACCAGGGGGUGAAAAUGUUAGUUCGGAGAAGAAUUCGUCUAGAGAGAACUCACAAAGGAGUGGCUUUGUCUCGGGAGUUGAUGGUGACAGGUUGCCUUUAGCAGCGAAUAAGGAUAAAAUGGGGGAAAUCUUGUCUGAGGAAUGGAUGGAGUUUGGGCAACAGAACCGAAACUCAACCUUGAAUGCGAGUUCUGAGCAUUGUGAAGAUCGCUCGUCUCUUGGUGACGGUGGGUUCUCAGGUUUGGGAUUGGAGAAACCAGGAGAAAAAAGGCGUUCCAAGGCGGAGAAAACUAUCACCUUGCAAGUUUUGCGGCAAUAUUUUGCUGGUAGCCUCAAAGAUGCGGCUAAGAGUCUUGGUGUUUGCCCGACAACCUUAAAACGGAUAUGCCGGCAACAUGGGAUCAACCGUUGGCCUUCUCGGAAAAUUAAGAAGGUGGGUCACUCCCUGCAGAAGCUUCAGGUGGUGAUCGACUCAGUCCAAGGUACUUCAGGCUCUCUCCAGGUCGGCUCCUUCUACACAAACUUCCCAGAGCUUGCGUCUCCGAAUCUCUCCACCACAGGUCCCUUCCCCAGUCCAAAGACCUUUAUUCCUCAGAAACCACAAAGCACAGAGCCCGAGAGUGCUAAUAUCGGGUCCCAAUCUGCUGCAUCAAAGUCUUCCUCAUCCUCGGGCAGUCAGAGCUCUAGCUCGAGCCAGUGCUGUUCCAGCGGUAGACAGCAGCAUUCUUCCUCGUUUGAUGUUGUGGGCUCAGAAGAUCCAAUGGUGUCGGAGAAUGAUGUCAGUGGUCAGCUCAAGAGGUUCCGAGGCGAGGUGGAGUUGAAUGGUUCAAGUCACGAAGGAUUAGGAACAAAACUCACUCCAAGAUCCCAGAGCUAUGAGAUCCUCAAGGAGACCCGCAAUCCCGAGACUCCGCCAGAUGUCCAAUUUCAUUGCAGUGAUGCAUCCCGCAAAUUGGAACCUCUGAGAGUGAAGGUAACUUACGGAGAGGAGAAGAUUAGGUUCCGGCUGCAAAAGGGUUGGGGCCUCAUGGACCUGUGGAAGGAGAUCCAGAGACGAUUCAGUGUGGAAGAUCCGGCCAGGUUCGACCUCAGGUACUUGGAUGAUGACUACGAGUGGGUGAUGCUGACCUGCGAUGCCGAUUUGGAGGAGUGCAUCAAUGUCUCCAGAUCGUUUCAGGGUAACACCAUCAGACUGUCCCUUCAGGUGUCUCACCAUUAUCACGGAAGCUCUGUUGGUAGCAGCGGUGGGCCUCUGUAGUUAGAAAUCCUUGCCGAGAACAUACAGUUGAAAGAGGUAAAAUGAGACCCAACUGCAUAUAAUCAUGUGGUCGAGAAAUAGUGAUUGCUGGAAAGAAAGACCAACCUUCGGAAUUCGAAGUUCGUGGCUAUAUGGCAGGAAAUGCAGCAGAGGAAUGAAAGUUCCUCCUAAAUUGAAAUCUGCUGUCCGAGUUUGAUUGUAAAAUCCAAUAUCUGUUGUUCCCCUCCGAGGAACAGACUGUCCAAGUUCAGGAACUGCAGGCAUCCAAGCUCGGUACCGUGUGUACUACCUUUCCGUGUAGGUGCAUUGUUAGAAUUAGCUGCUCUGUGUCCCAGUUCCUGUACAUGUCCCAGUUCCUCUCAUUAUCGUUCAAUCAUAUAGCAUUAUCAUUGUUGUCGCCCUCAUCGGGUUCAUCCUCAUUUAUUGGGCACUAUGUUGAAGGUGGUUUUUGGCUCAGUUACUGGUUUUGAUUC